Messenger RNA from Linum trigynum, 7483 nucleotides. The record is from the annotation of a GenBank genome assembly. Lineage: Eukaryota; Viridiplantae; Streptophyta; Magnoliopsida; Malpighiales; Linaceae.
CAUAGAAGUUGUUGACAACAACUUCCUGCGGCAAUAUACUCAGCCUCAGCAGUGGAGAGAGCUACGGAGUGUUGUUUUUUACUAAACCACGAAACUAAGGACCGACCAUAAAAUUGACAGGUUCCAGAGGUACUUUUUUUUUAAUCUAUUCUAGGGAUUGGGUUAUCAAGGAGGGUCAAUUAAUCUCUGUUGUGGGACGAUGACGGUUGGGUUAUCAAAGAGGGUCAAUUAAGUGAAUAAUUAGUGGACUAAUAAACUAGGGCUUUAUAUUUGAUAUGGAUGCGUGGAUAGCUUGCUGAGUUAGUGAAAAUGGUGGAAGGGAUGCAAAAUGGGAACUCGACAAUAGCUUGAUGAAAGAUUAAGAAUUUCCGAGUGAGUACAGUGGGGUAUAUGUUUAGGGCAUCGCUGUGAUUAAUAUCUAUCACAAUUUUGGACUUUUGUGCAUGGAAUGGGAACGUAUCUUUGGGGAUUAUGGAGAGAGGAAGCUGGUCUCUCUUUCAAGGAACAAAAUUGUUCUUUGUCAUCUCCGCAAGGUGGUUCUCGAAAAUGGAAGAUAUGUGGGCGGCACAAGCAAAAGAGUUGAAAGGGCAAAUGGAAUGGUGAUCCAAUAAGAGAAGGGGAGACAUGGGCAAUCUCCUAUAACACCGAUCGAGGAUCAUCGACUGAUAACUAAGGUGAGUGUAAAUGGGGUAAAUUCUAUGCACUACUGUAAUUCAGUUGUUGUGAUUGACUGUUAUAUGUCAUACUUGCCUUUGUGUGUUUAUAUGAUGCAUGUGAUUGCGUGUGAUUUAUGCUUCUAGUUAUACAUAUUAUAGUGCAUGCUUUAUUUACAAGUAAGUUGAAGUUUAAGAACACGUUUUCUUUUUAAGAAGUAACUCACAUUCAAGAAGGUGAAGUCGUUUUAAGUGUUUUUAGUCACUAGAGCCAGUUCGUUGCCGUUUGAGAUCUUUGAGGCAGAGCAGCAGUUAUGCUCUUGAGAUAUUUAAGUUGAGCAGCAGUUAUGCUCUUGAGAUUUUUAAGAUGAGCAGCAAUUAUGCUCUUGAGAAUCGUGGAAGAAGAGCCUUCCACGAUAAGUUUAAGUUUAAGGAAAGCCUGGAUGGCUUCUCAUACGUAUGAGUUGGCAACCGGACUAGCUAGUGAGGGAUCCCCGUGUCAGUCAAGAAUUUGAGUGGAGAUUUGAGCUUUAAGAGGACAUUUUUAAGAGUCAAGAUUUUUAAUAGUGGAAGUACAAAACAACUUCUACUAAGUUAAGUAAAGUGAUCAAGUAUUAAUAAGAUGUUAAACGUAAGGGCGUAGACUGACCCCAUCUCACUCACCAAUUUGAAGAGCUAGAGGAGGAGCUAGAGGAGCAGUUAGUGAGCAACGAGUUCGAGGACAGCCAGCUAGAAGAGGGCAGUAUAAGCGUCACAUAGGAUGCUUAGUCAAGGUUUCAGUAGCAACAACAUUGGAGAUUAUUAGUUAUUUACAAGUAUAGAUUAUUAGUUAUGAUUAUGAGUAUAGACUGGAGAUCUUUUUGAGAUUUUAAGUAUUGAGUUGCCCAUGUGUUAGGGCGUUGCUUUGAACUACAAGUGCGUGUUUUCAGUAUUUUAUUUAUGAAAAUUUUUCCCGCUACAAUUUAAGAUUUGAGUAUUUUAUUUAUCAAGGGCAUUUUAGUAAAAGUAGUACCCGACCGGGUUAGGGUGUUACAACCGAUAACCGUGAUUACCGGUACGGUUAUCGGUUAAACUGGUAACCUCAUAACCGCUUACAACCUCUAUUUGAAUUCCUCUCAGUUUUGCGCAUGUGACUGUGUGUUAGGGAGGGGAUCUCAGACUUUUUCAUAAAUAGCACUGUUUAAAAAAUUUUCCAAAAUUAGCACUCAGUCCCGAAAAUUUUCAAAAAUACCUUUUUCGAAAGUCGUAGGGUGGGGGCGCGGUUUUAGAUGAAAACCGCACGAGUAGGGGGCGAUUUUGCUGACCGCGUGGGGCCGGAGCGGUUCUGGUGCAAACCGCACCCCCAGGGGGCGGUUUGUAAAAAAAUAUUUCCAAAUAAUCACCAUAAGUGGUCUUGGCAUAACUGGUUCAGUUGUUUCUUUGUAUCCAAGAGGUCUUUGGUUUGAAACACCAUCAUCCCAUGUUAAAUCUUUUUAUAUAGUAGAGAUUAAAAAAAGCAACAUGUUGUGGGUGUGGUGGUUUGAACCCUGAUAAUAUAAAUAGUUUAACAAAUUUUAACAUAACAUCUUGAUUCUUGACCACCAAACUACAAAUCUUUUAUUGAGACAAUUACAUAUUGACAAAGUUUUAGUCUUUGAGCGCUAACAAUCUUCAAUAACUUUGAACAGCCAUAACUUUGUGCUCCAAAAUUCGAACGUCAUGAAUUUUUUUUCAUUUUGCAUAACUUUUGAAGGACUACAAUUUUUACUAGGAAAAAAUUUUCAAAACAGGAAUUAUUAUUGGAUAUAAAUGGUUUUGGGAAUAACGUUACCUUCCCUUUUCAGAAAACCAUUGGGUGGGGUGGCGGUUUUGGUCCAAACCGCCCCCACCCAGAGCGAUUUUCAGAACCGUCCCGUAACUGUGCGGUUUUCAUCAAAAACCGCGCCCCACCCUGCGGUUUCUUGUAAACCGCUGGUUUGGGUGGCGGUUUUUAGGAAAUGGUGCUAUUUUUGGAAUUUUUCGGGGUUGAGUGCUAUUUUUGGGGAAAAAAAUAAAUAGUGUUAUUUCUAGAAAAAUCUUGGGGGAUCUCAUUUCUUCUCUAUCCCUCAUCCCCAUAAUUCUAGAAAGAAAGCCUCAAAUCAUAUAUCAAUUAAAAAUUAAAAAAUCAUUGUCUUAUAAAAAAAAAUGUUAUUGUUCAAAGGAACUAACUAUUUUUUCGAUAAAAAAUUGAGCAUAUAUAUCCUUGUGUUUGCAGUAUUUUAUGGCAGUACCAGCAUUUUAUGAUGAUGUUCUUGAGGUGGUGUCUGACUGUCUGAUCCCGUAACCGCUUGCACUUUCCUUCAUAUUCGAGUUUACAUGCCAAUGUGGUAGCGAGACAGAAAUGAUUCUACUUCUACCCGUCAUCGUCGGAGGAGGAAGCCAUGAGGUUGAAUGGUUGAUCGACGACCAUUGAAUGAAAAACGCCGGACACACGUCAAACUUAUCAACACCGACGAAUUACCUAUUUCUUGUUCUCUCCAACUGAAACCAUGUAACUCCUGGCCGUUACAAAUGAGCAACUUCUGGCCCAUUAGGCUUUAACUCUCUUCUUUAAAGUGAACGCCCAGUUUCUAUUCACCAAGUUAAAUUUCGAAACACCUCGAUGAGUGGUGACAGAUCUCAACAUCCCACACCUGCCCUGCAUACCUAAGCUUGAUCACUCCCAUCAUGUCACCAGCUCUACCCAAGUAGCUCUUAAAGAACUUUUGUUUCAUUACAAACAAAUAGUAAACUUUCUAAAAGUAGCAUUUGAGUCGCAAAUACAUCAUAAAAUUUAUCCAAAACUUUUGCCACUGCCUUAACCCCUCUAACUGACCACUUAGUGAAAAUCAAAAGGUCAUUCGUAAACCACAAGUGUGUGAGAUCAAUCUUUUGACAUUGAGGGUGCAGGGGAAAGAACUUAGUUCCCACAACACGAUUUAGCAUGCCAGAUAACACUUUCAUGGAAAAUGGCGAAGAGGUACCCUGCCACAACCCUUUAUGCAAAAAGGUACAAAAAGACGAGUACUGGAAGAGGUGAUCAUUGAACGGAAAAAACAUGUUCUUAAAAAAAUUUCCCAAAAUAUGUAAGUUAUAAAAAAAAUUUCCAAAGUACACAUGUUUGGCAUUCACCAUUUUUGACAAACGCAGUGAAGACUAUCACCGUGUUUGACAAAGACGGUGAAUAUUUCACCCUUAAAAAAAAAACGGUGACGUAUUCACCGUUCUUCUCUAAAACGGUGAACAACGAGCGAGUCAAUCGCCAUUUUAGAGGCAAACGGUGAAUAGAUCACUGUUUUAAUGAAACGCGGUGUAUAUUAAACCGUUUCUUUAGGCCACGAUGAAGCGACGCGGAUAGCUGACGUGGACAAACGCGGUGUAUUCACCGCGUUAGACAAACACGGUGAAUACCCCAUGUUUGUUUGCGUCAGCGAUCCGCGUCGCUUUUCCUUUCACCGUGGCCGUCAGAUGCGGUGAGGCGCGGAUCGUGGUUUUCUUCCCAGAUCCGACGCCUCACAGCAAGCCACGUCACCCCUUUCACCGUCUUCGAUAAAGGCGGUGUAUUCACCGUGUUCGACGAAGACGGUGAAGCAUCCCCGAAUUUAUUCUCGGCAGAACCCUUCCCCCACUUACAAAUCACACCACAACAAUUACAAUUCUUUCUCCCUCAAUUUAUCCACUCUAGUCUCGUUCUAAGUAUGCUCUGUGGUUGCGGCUAAGUCUGAUCUUCCACAUCAGAAAGAAUUACUAGAGUUUGACCCUAAAGCCCCCGUCCCGCUAAGCUCCCGUCCCUUACAAACCCAAACCCGUCGAACCUCUGUCCGGCUUCUGCAAAAAAAAUGGACGAAGAGGCUCUUCGUGUAGGUUUUGGUUUUUUUUUGUGUUUUUUUUAAUCGAAACAAUUUGAUUUUGUGAUUUGUUUUUAUCAAAACAAUCUCUGAUUUCAUUACUUUUUUUAUAGAUGGGUGCCGAGAUAUACGAUCCUCGAUUGUAUAUUCAUUAUGGGCCAAGAGAUAUGAGACUCUUAACCGAUCAAGAAGCUCAUCGCUCCCGUGCUAUUUGGGAUAACAAUCCGGUAAUUUGAUGAUUUAUUUGCUUUAUUUUAUUAUUUUCUAAGGUGUUAUUUUGCUUUAUUUAAACUAACAAAUUGAUGUUUUUCCUAUUUUUUUGAAGGAAUCACUUAUUCCCGUCGUACAUAAAGGGACCACAAACUUGCCUGCUUGGCAUCCACGGUUGGCGCCCUAUAUAGAGAGGACCGGGUUGGGUAUGUUGCGCCAUUUCAUGCGGAUCAAAAUCGACAACGAUCUGCUUACGGCAAUGGCGGAGCGAUGGCGUCACGUUCCACCUUCCAGAGGGGGAAAUGACGAUCACCCUCAAAGACGUGGCGAUCCUCACCGGGCUGCCGAUUUCUGGAGAUGCCAUCAUUGGUUCCACUACCAAACCCGAAGAAGAUUGGGGGCCGCUCAUUCGUGAUCGUUUGGGCUUUGACAUACCAACCACUACUCCAAUUCAAGGACGGGGGCAUCCACCGUUGAAUGCGGGACAAGUGUCGGUCCCAUGGCUGAUAACUCACAUCCAAAAUGAGGUGUAAAUCAAUGACGAGACUCCGGAAGAUCAAGUGGAGCGCUAUGCACGCAUCUACCUCAUUGGUUUGGUGGGUGGAUUUCUGUUCCCCGACAAGUGGAUUUCUGUUCCCCGACAAGUCAAACUGGUGGAUUCAAGGCAUAUGGUUGCCAUUGCUCACUGGUGUGGGACGCAAGCGGGGAAAAGAGUUGGGGAUCGGCCGUGUUAGCUGGCCUAUACCGGGAGCUGUGCACUUGCUCGAAGGUGGGAGCAAAACAAGCUGGUUCUGCGAUGUUUAUCCUACAGCUGUGGGUAUGGGAGCAUCUUCCAAUAUUCGCACCUCUAGACCCACGUCCAUACCGGAGAGCCGAUGAUGAGCUAAACUUUCUGCAAAAUCCCCUACGGUGUCAAGUAAGUUUAUUCCAUACUUUGCCUAAUUUAAAAUUAUUCCAUGCUUAGCUAGAUUUAAAUUGAAUUUAUUCCGUACUUAGCCUAAUUUAAAAUUAUUCCAUGCUUAGCUAGAUUUAAAUUGAAUUUAUUCCGUACUUAGCCUAAUUUACAAUUAUUCCAUGCUUAGCUAGAUUUAAAUUGAAUUUAAUCCGUACUUAGCCUAAUUUAAAUUUAUUCCAUGCUUUUACUUACAAGGUUGAUAGGGGUCGAGGACGUCGUGGAGGACGAGGCGGAGGUCGAGAUGGGGGCCAAAAUGAGGGCAACCAAAUGAAGAGAACCAGUGAACUAUCCGUGCUUUCUUUGAUUAUUCUAGUGUUUUGUCAUUGUAGUGAACUAUCCGCGUUUAUUUGAAUUUUUUGGUCUUCUGAUUUGAGUUUGCAUUGUCGUUGAACUAUCCAUCUUAUGUUAGUCAACUUUCUAAUUGGACCACAUUCCAAAUUUAUUCCAAAUUCAUGACAAGGCAAACACAUGUUACAAUUAAAACAAGCUUACAAACGAAAAUGCUAAUUAAGAUAGAACACUUUUUCAAGGUUGGUCCUGAUUAAUAUCCGCACCAUGCCCGAUAGGUUGUCCUGGCCAACGCCUCUUGUCAUGGCCAGGUUGUCUACACUUGGAGAAUCGCUUCGGCCCCCGCCUCGUGCGCUCCACUUGAUCCAUAUCAUUGUGAAGGACGACCCUUGGUGCGUUUUAGGUGCAACGGUGGGAUAAUCAACUUCCUAGCGUAUAUAGGCCAAUACGCUUCAUCUGGCAUGGGACUCAAAGCUGCAUCAUAUGAGUUCCGUAUCGCUUGUUCAGUGUAGUAAGGACUCACCAGAGUGUUUAUUUUCAUGGUUAAUGACUUAGCUACUGUCAUUGCAUGUGAAUAGGGUAUCCUCUCGUUUUGAUAUUUUUGACAUGUACACUCCCUUGAUUCAUAGUGCAGAGUAACCGUAUGACGAUUGUGGCCACGUCUACCUCCACCCCAUACACCUUUUUCCACUGCAAAUAUCCCUUCACUACGAUCGAAAAGAACAACUUUAUGCUUACUUGAUUUUUCUUCGCUCUUCUGCAUUUGCUCAAAAAUGCCAUGUGCUAUCGGAUGACCAAAUAUCUCCCUCCCUAUCUCUAGAUGCAGCUGAGCCACCCGCCACUCAUUGACCUUCUAGUAUGACAUCUCCACUAUGACAGAAAUAGGCAUCGCUCGAAGGCCCUUGUACACAUUAUUUAUACUUUCUCCAUGGUUGGUAGUUGCAAUGCCCCAUCUGGCCCCGUUGUCCAUAUGGAACGUCCACAUGGCCAACUCUUGACCUUCAGCCCAUACUGCUCCAUCUCGGUGAGUCUGACGGAUCGUCUUCAUCUUCUGCUCGUACUUUUAUGGCUGAUGUGCAACCGCUGCAAGGUGAACAAUAUAAAAAUGGUCAAUACAUGAUAAACAACAAAUUAUUAAACACAUAGUUAACUCUCAUUAAAGGAUAUUAGUACCUGCAUGCCACAAUUGAUUUUUGAUGUCUUUCUUCUUUCCAAAUUUGUGUUGGAAAUUGGCGAGCCAGUGUCGAAUACACCAGCGCCAUGUCCAUCCCCACUCGUCAGGAAAACCACCUACGGCAUUCCUAAUCCCCACGUGUCGAUCAGAUAUAAUCGUAAUACCCUCCCGCUGUGUCACGUGUUCGUGUAGUUGGUCAAAGAACCAUGCCCAACUUAAGCUGUUCUCCCCUUCCACUAUUGCAAAUGCAAGCGGGAAAAUCUGCCUGUUUCCAUCAACGCCAAUGGCAAUGAGAAGAGUUCCUUUGUACUUCCCAGUAAGGAAGGUUCCAUCAACCUAAUUAAAUAUUAUGAAGUAA